Messenger RNA from Fonsecaea pedrosoi CBS 271.37, 1818 nucleotides. RefSeq lists its product as uncharacterized. Gene Ontology annotation, molecular function: DNA-binding transcription factor activity, RNA polymerase II-specific; zinc ion binding. Gene Ontology annotation, biological process: regulation of DNA-templated transcription. The coding region runs from base 1 to 1818 and encodes 605 amino acids. The transcript is spliced from 3 exons. Lineage: Eukaryota; Fungi; Ascomycota; Eurotiomycetes; Chaetothyriales; Herpotrichiellaceae. The record is from RefSeq and is a predicted model, not a curated record.
AUGCGGACUGCUAGGACACGUUUCAUUUGUGCAGAAGGAUUGGACUCACGAUUAUCUGCCGCUGCAGGGGUGCUUGGCCUUGAACCCUUCGUCUACGCAAGAUGCCCCCAAACGCAUCUACUGAACACUGGACGAUUUCAAAACCUGCAGUAUCUUCUCCUCUGUUACCACUCCGUCGAGACACUCAAAGGAACCUUUAUAGUCCAGCUUUAUCCUUGGCGGAAGCCAUAUGGUUGGGAUCGCAAGAAGUCGUGGCUGUGGCACCUGCAGGAAGCGGAAGAUCGCGAAAGACCUUCCUGUGCUCAGUGCAUUAAAUCGAACAGAAUAUGCACCGGAUACCGAAAAUACCCCAUCUUCAUUGCUCAUCAGCCGCCCAAGGGCGAUGACCCCAAGCAUCCAGGGUAUGUUGAAUCUACCAUUGAUUCGACAAUACGUCCCCACGACAGUCAGCCAGAUCCUGUAGAUUUCAAUGGAGUGGUGGGAUCUUCUCCAUCUGGUGGUCUUGACCUCGAUCCAGUCCAAAGCCUCAUUCGCUUGGGAGCCCAAGUCAACACCAACCCGGCUCUUCGCCAGCGCCUCUUGAGCUUGUACCUGGAAAACCACUUGUCUAAAGACAGGCUUGGUCCAAUGCAGCAGAGAGUGUGGCUGAUACAGGUCCCCAGACUUCCUGAUCUUACUCCAGCAUUAGAAAUUUCAAUGAUGGCAUUGGCUGUCGCUAAGCUUGGCGAAGUCUAUCGUGAUGAAGGGCUUGUUCAUGAGAGUCUGAAGCUUUACCGCGAAGCUCUGCGCGAGGUCCAAAUAGCACUGUGGGAUCGAAACUUGAUGCUUCAUGACCAGACGCUUGCUGCUUGUGUGGCUUUAGGCAUGUAUGAGAUGAGUCAAUGUCCGAAUCAGUCAAAACAUGGAUACAUCAGUCAUACUCUAGGCUGCCAAAAGCUGAUCCAACUUCGUGGUGCGGAGGCGCAUACGGAUGGGUUGGGGCAUUCCAUCUUCGUACAUUUCAGGAUUCAGGGCAUCCUCUAUUCUCUCGACCUGUGCCAGCCUUCCUUCUUGGGGGAUCCGCUGUGGCUGGAGGUACCCUGGCAAGUCAAACCGAAAACACCCUAUGACCGAAUUUACGACUUCCUCACAUGUGCGCCAGAGCUACUCAGGCAGGGCGAGAUGCUCGAGCACAUGGAUUUUGAUGGCAAGUUGCAGCUUGCGACGAAGAUGAUAUGGAAAUGCUGGAAGCUGGACGCCGAGUUACAGUCUGUUUAUGACUCUUUGGAAAAGAGCCAUGACGGGCCACUAUAUUGGCCAGAACUGGCGAAAGACCAAAGUCUUGACGUAGGCUCGAAGGAUGGCAUGUUAUUUCCGGUGGCAUUCCACUUUCCCAAUCUCUCCAUCGCCAACACGGUCAUCAUUAGCUGGGGGGUUCAGGCUAUCUUGUGGCAGGGUCUGUGGAACCUCUAUGGACUGAUUGCCGAAUUGCAGACGGCAUUUGCAGAAGGGGCCGCUUUCGCACGAGGAAAUGUGGACGGGGCUACUACCGGACCUUCGACCGAUGAUGUUGGCAGUAUCUUCCACUUCCCACCACUAGAACAUCGGGCAGACUUCGCCGCACCCUGUCGCAAUAUACUUCAGUCUGUCGAAUACAGCCUGCAAGACGACAUGCUCGAUCAAGGGCCGAAAUGUGUUGCGGCUCCAUUGAGGAUGGCGAUAGAGACAUUGCUGCCAUUCCCUCAGUACAGGCGCGAGGUCGAUUGGGCGGAGAGAGCAGUGAAGAAAAUACAGGAGAGAUCCUUCCGGUUACUCAUAUACUAUAAGCCACGAAGGUAG